Messenger RNA from Chaetomium fimeti, 2058 nucleotides. RefSeq lists its product as uncharacterized. The record is from RefSeq and is a predicted model, not a curated record. The coding region runs from base 1 to 2058 and encodes 685 amino acids. The transcript has 2 exons. NCBI's taxonomy places the organism in Eukaryota, Fungi, Ascomycota, Sordariomycetes, Sordariales, Chaetomiaceae.
AUGCCAAACACCUCAGAUAUUGCGACAAGGGCUAGUCAGCGGAUCCUUGGAAACCGGCGUGAAAAUGCUACCGACGAUCAACAGCCGAGCCCUGUCUCCUCUUUAUCUUCUACUGUUAAUACCAGCGAUGACAUCGAGGGAGCUUUGGAAAGCCAACUUCACACAGAGAACCCGACCCUGGGCGAAGAGGGUCAAUACCAUGAAGCAGACCAGCAGCCCGGCAAGAUCGAUCAGCACCCCAAAGAGAACCUGUACCCUGGCGAUGCGAACAAGCCUCACGGGGAGGACGGGGGCCUUGAAGAGGACGAGGACAUUGGUCACGAAAAGCAAGCCCAAUCGAGUGCUUUUGAUCGUAUCUUUAAUCGGAUCCAAACCAGCUCGGUUCGGGAAACGCCUCCUUCCAUCGAGGGAUACGAGUACAAAGAUAAAAUCUCCGAUCAACUUCCAGCAUACUCUUCGCAGCCCCCUGCCGGAGUCAUUGUCGUACGGGAUUUCCAGGUGGACGCCUGCCCACUGACACAUGAGAGCCAUGACGUACCGACUCCGCCCCAGCCCUACAUUACGUCCACCUUGGAACAAGAACUGUUGAGGGCAAACGGGUCUGGCAUGGACGAUCUGUCCGACAGCUCGUCAGGCGCUGCUUCUGAUACUGGAGCCGGCAGUAGGGACAGCAGCUCUGGCGACGAGCCGUUACCUAACGAGGGGCGGGCCGAUGAGACCCGGGCACCACCCCAGAAAACAUCAGACAAGAUGUUUAAGGAGCAGGAAGGCCUUAAGAAACCUGGGACUUAUUCUCCGAUAAGUUCGCUUAGUACCUUGGUCAACAGCUCAGUAGGAGGCCAGGAUAUUGUCGAAGACAAAGCAAAGACCGGCCAAAAGUCGACACCAUCGCUCAAUUUCUCAGACAAUUCCGACUCGAUUUUGUCUCGGAGCAUCCUUGAUAUCAAGGGGAAAGAUAUACCCGCCAUAGAUAAAAAGGGGUCAACGCUCCCAUUCUCUCCAACACCACGCCCCCAAGACCCUCAAAGGAGCCCACCCCCCAUCUUCCUUCCCAAGAAUGGCGUAAGCGAUGUCAACUUCGCUCCGUUCCUCAAGGGGAGCCUCCCGAAGCCGGGCGAGUCCAAAACGGACGUCAUCGUCCGGGACCAGAUCCGGCGGUGCGAGGCGAUCCGCGAACGACCCCUCACCGACGCGGAAAAGGAGGUCAUCCGUUCCUUCUACCAAGACAUGGAGCGGCCACGUGCGUUCGACGAAGUUAGCGAGCCGACGUUUAUCCACUCCCCAGCAUCUCUGGCGGAAGUCGAGAAGGCCAUGGCAGCCGAUGCCCUCUCGGGCGCUAGCGACGGUGGCCGCGGCCUCGACACCGAGGCCGCAAUCGAGGACCUCAGGGAGGAGUCUAACAGAACGCUCGAUAUGAUCGACGCUCUCUUGACUCGGCUGGAGAAGGUCGAGAGGCGAGGCGCUUCUGACAAGAGGCAGCUGCUCACCACGAUAGACAUGAGGACGGGCAACUUAUCCCGCAAGAUCGGCGAAAUUGAGAUUCGUCAGGAGGGGAUCGAAAAGCAACUCAAGUCCAGCCAAAGGCAAAUCAACGCGGCCCGCGCGGAUAUCGCGCAGUUCCAGGUGGAGAUGCAGGCCGCCGACGAAAAGCUCAAGGGACUCGAGAAGAAGAUGCAGACUGUGGCGAACGAGCCUGGCAACAAGAGCAAGAACGGGCUCGACACCAAGAGCAAGGCCCGCACCACCACCCUCGCCGGAAGAGACGACCCCGACCUGCAAGCGGCAGGGAGCUCGCAAACGCCGGCCCGAUGGCUCCAGCAGGCGGGUGGGUUCAACCUCAGCUUCGUGGUGUUGGCUAUGAUGGUGCUGGUGUGGCUUGUGACGGAGGCAAUGUUGCACAGUAAGCGGCUGGCGGACGGCUACGGGCCGUUCAUCAACGGGGGGUUCAACGGGCUAGGGAGUGUGGUCAUCUUUGGCACUUGGACCAAGUUCGUUCUCUUUUACGCCGUGGCCCUGUAUCUCGGUGUUUUCUCGGUCAUGACGGCGCUGGGCCGGUGA